GUCAAUUAGCUGCAUUUAAAUAAAAUGACAGAAUCCCAAACAGGAAAGUCCGGUUUUCAGAAGCUUUUAGAGCCACAGCUUCCUCAACUUCCUGGAAUUGCUCCUUAUAGAGUUGUCUUGGGAAAUGUAAAGGAUAAGCUUGAGAGGAGCCGUAGACGGUUAGAACUUCUUCUUGAGGAUGUUGCAUGUGACUACGAUCCUUUGGAUUAUUAUGAAACUGCUGACCAGCUUUUGGAACCUCUGCUUCUCUGCUAUGAAUCUCUGCAAUCAUACGGAUCCGGGGUGCUAGCUGAUGGUCGACUUGCUGAUCUCAUUCGUAGAGUUGCUACCUUUGGAAUGGUUCUAAUGAAGCUUGACUUGCGCCAGGAAUCAGGGAGACAUGCUGACACGCUUGAUGCAAUCACAACGUAUUUGGAUAUGGGUACUUACAGUGAAUGGGAUGAAGAAAAGAAAUUAGAUUUCUUAACUAGAGAGCUGAAAGGGAAGAGGCCACUAGUUCCUGUCAGUAUAGAGGUCCCGACUGAUGUUAAAGAAGUCUUGGAUACAUUCCAAAUUGCUGCUGAACUAGGGAGUGAUUCACUUGGAGCUUAUGUGAUCUCUAUGGCCUCAAGUGCAAGUGAUGUUCUUGCAGUUGAGCUUUUACAAAAGGAUGCACGACUCGCUGCUACUGGAGAGUUGGGAAGAGCAUGUCCUGGUGGAACGUUGCGGGUUGUCCCUCUAUUUGAAACCGUGAAGGACCUAAGAGAAGCUGGUUCAGUUAUCCGGAAACUUUUAUCAAUAGAAUGGUACCACGAACACGUCAUUAAGAAUCACAACGGUCAUCAAGAGGUUAUGGUUGGAUAUUCUGAUUCUGGUAAAGAUGCUGGACGCUUCACUGCUGCAUGGGAACUUUACAAAGCUCAGGAGGAUGUUGUUGCUGCUUGCAAUGAUUACGGUAUUAAAGUUACACUGUUCCAUGGCCGUGGAGGCAGUAUUGGCCGGGGUGGUGGCCCUACAUAUCUGGCUAUUCAAUCCCAGCCACCCGGAUCUGUGAUGGUAGGUUAUACAUUUAGCUUUAUCAUUGUUAAUUUUUUUUCUUUCUAAAAAUGUUCUGCUUGA
Messenger RNA from Lathyrus oleraceus (garden pea), 1098 nucleotides. RefSeq names its product phosphoenolpyruvate carboxylase 4. Gene Ontology annotation, molecular function: phosphoenolpyruvate carboxylase activity. Gene Ontology annotation, cellular component: cytosol. The transcript has 8 exons. The record is from RefSeq and is a predicted model, not a curated record. Bases 25 to 1083 code for a protein of 352 amino acids. NCBI's taxonomy places the organism in Eukaryota, Viridiplantae, Streptophyta, Magnoliopsida, Fabales, Fabaceae. Gene Ontology annotation, biological process: tricarboxylic acid cycle; carbon fixation.